AUGGCACGGCUUCGGGCUGUUUGUUGCGGUAAGCUGUUGUUUUCUGCGACUUACUCUGCCUGCUUCAGUUUCUGGGUACGAUCUGGUCUGCCUACAGUGCGGACAAAAUGUUACCGAUGGGGGGUCUGCAGAAUCGAUGCAGCCUGGUUGCCUAUCCUGUCGGCUUGCUAUAUGUAUACUUUUUAUCCCUUUAUACGGGGGCGUGAACUCACCCCAUGCUUUUCCCCACCCAGUCUUUCCUCCUUUCGCCCUGCAUGAAUCUCACCCAUUAUUUUGCCGUGCCAAUGUAGUCUUAAACCUCUUAUGUGUUGCAUAUUUUGAAAAAAAUCUCAUGAUCAGCCGGCCACUUUUUGGACAUUUCUUUCGGACUACCAAAUUACGGCUUGUCAGCCGCUGGCUCCAGUGUUUGAGAUUACGUCAAGUCUGCCGUCGUGUCUGCCUCUCUUGCGGGCUCCAUAUUUCGCUGUCAACGAUCCAAACGCUUAGCAGUCCAACUCUCCUCACAGGGUCUUUUUGCGUCUGGGGUUUAUCCAAAUUCAAGUUAUUAAAUACUGUUCUGGAAUAGACUUUAGAUAGCCCUCUUACGUCCGUUUAAUUCUAUCCCCCCUUCCAAUCGAGGUUACGGUAGGGGCUUCCAUGCUCAGAUCGUUUUCAUAGCUAUUUGCAUUAUUUGACAUCUUUUUUGUUGGCCUUUAUAGGUCAUUGCCUUGGUAAAAACGCCACAAUGAAGACGACUCCUGACAGUGAUUGUGUGACACAUUCGUGAAGAACGUGGUUGAACUGUGGAUCUCUUCGUGUAGGACCUAUGAAGGACAGCUUCGGCAGCUCAACCGUAGUAUCCGGCGGCGUCCGCCGUGUGCCCGCAACAUGGCAGGCGCAGGGACGGUGUCUUACGUGUCAGUUAGUUUACCGCGGUAGUCUACUUUCGCAGUACCUAUCGCACUAUUUCUUCCCUCACCCUCCUGGGCCCGGUGUUGAGAGAGGGAGCAAGGAAGACCGGAGGCAGGAUCGUAAUCGUGACAAGUGCUUGUGAAGAUUAAAACAAAAGAGGUUCUCUUAUCUCAGGCGGCCCAAGAGACCUAGACGCUUGGUCGGCGCUACCAAAUCCAAGCCAUUGGUAGACAACAGCCAAUUAGAGUAUCUGUAUUAGCAUCGGGACUUCAAAAUAGGUUAGUUAGGCUAUCCCCUGAAACAGGACUAAUGCAGUUUUGCUGGACCCAGAAGCAUCAGUCGAUGACCUCUCGAUUUCCCCUAAAGGGGCGACUUGUGUUUUCAAUAGGUUCUCAUUCCAGUUCUGUGCCGCCGGACCUCCAUGAUUUUCAGUCAAGAAGCAUAGAUAUCAUGGUCUACAAAUGUCGGUAAGGGUCCACCUACUUCCACACUUGUGCAUUUUUGCCAUCUCUCCUAAACUGUAGGUGGCUAGCCUUUUCCUCUGUAGUCGACCGUAAUCGGAGAGUUCAAUGCGUUGACGAUGGGCAUGCUAAUUUUUUUGUCGAAUGGUAGUAAGAAACCAGUUUUUCACAUGUCACGAAUGCGAAUUCGACACAAAAUUUAAAAAAUGGACAUUCCGGGCGAAAUAGCGACUCCCUAGCAUGAAUACGCAAAAGUUGACGGUACACUCAAGAUUCAGAAGAGUUGGAUGGCCCACUGAGUGUUAAGUUCGGUGCUUCGGCGAUCACGAGCGACGACGUCCAUCGCUGCUCCGUGCGGUGGGCGCAGGUGCGACUUGCGCUGCGUCCGUCUCAUUCUCCAAACACCCACCGUCUUCCGAUGGCGAGAUGACCGAAGGUGGGUGUAGACGCAGUGGCUGAUACAGUCAGACAGCCCAUCUACGUAUGUCACACGAGAGCUUCUCCCGAUCCGCACACGUAGCAGGCUUCAUUUACGGAUCUUACGUCGUUGAGAGUGUCCUGAAGGCUACGUUAGGCAGGAGCCAUGUACCAGUCGACCAUCCGAGUCUGUCGACAAAUUGAUGAUGAGGUUGGUGUGGCUUGAGAGCCUCCGCCUACUGCAUGCGAUACGCAUGUGUGACAGUAGUUAAGGCGGCGCGGAGUUUGGACAGCCAGUAUGGUCUCCGUUCUGGUUCAAAUACACACUUGCAGUUCUGCCCAUCCAGGGGCUGUGUUUGUGUGUGUGUGCCUGUAGUGUGUGGUGUAGGGGUGUCCAGCGGUGGGUUCACGUGAUGGUCGUGGUGGUCGCUCACUUGCUCGCAGGUGAGACUACGCCUAGCGUCCAUUUGCUGGCACCUAACUCUCACCUGUGGCUCCACGUAGCUGAGCUCUGCUCAGCGGCCACACCCCGGGCAACCGUCUCGACCGGCGGGCUAAACCAGGUGAGGGUAUCCGUGCGUGCACCUGCACACGCGGUACUGUGGUCUUCGCUGGCCGGAUGGAUCUUCGCGUCGACAUCGUCGAGACGAGGCUCUGCCUGGACCAUCGCAGGAGGCCACCAGGUAAGUUCCCCCUCAGGUAAGUGCAUUUGCUCUGUUUCUUCCUUUUGUCUGCUGAAGUUCCGUGUCGUAUGCUGCUCUUGCUGCCCGCCCCUGUAUGCUAGUCUGUCUGCUAAUAGCUAGACGAAACCCUCGCUGCCUGCUGCGUUUGUCUGUCCGUCAGUCUAUGCCACUACUAACAGCUAGGUGUUACGGUGCUUGACUUUGUGUGGUGCCCUCACUUUGUCUCUGACUGAUGACUGUGUCUGUUUGUCCACUCUAGCUAGCUGUAAGUCCCAUAGCGUUAGGUAGUGUGUAUGCUCUCUCCUACUCACUCCAUCACAUCACCACCACCACCAAGGUCCCAGGCUAAUUCGGGUCGUUCUCUCACUAACAAAAAGUCGUGGCCCAUAGUGGAGUCCGGCAGCCGUCUGGGAUAACCGGGCAGCCCUGUUCAGGGAUGCGUUGCCUGCCCCCGCGAGGGGGAGGGGGCUAGAAAAGGUGCCCUAAAGAUCGCUGGGAACCACGCUGUCUGUAGGCUGGCCGUGGCCGCAGACAAAAAACACGGUCGAAACAGCCAAAACCGAAACAACAACAACAACAACAACAACAACAACAACAACAAUCACUCUCUUCCUCUUCCAGCCUAUUCUUCUUCUUCUCCUACUCCUACUUUUCGCCGCCGCAGUCGCCAGACUGGCAGGGUGAGCCCGCUCACUCUGGCAGCCUGGAAUGUUCGUUCCCUUUUAGACAAUCCGAGGAGCAACCGACCGGAACGGAGGACGGCGCUAGUGGCACGAGAACUGGCGCGCUAAAAGGUGGACAUCGCCGCACUCAGCGAGACCCGAUUCUCCGAACAAGGCCAACUGGAGGAGGUGGGUCCCGGUUACACCUUCUUCUGGAGUGGUCGACCCAAGGCAGAGCGACGAGACGCGGGCGUCGCCUUCGCUAUCCGGAACGACAUCGUGGGACGACCGCCCUGUUUGCCGCAGGGAAUCAACGAUCGCCUGAUGAGCUUCCGUCUGCCUCUCCGAGGUGGGGGCAAAUUCGCCACCAUCAUCAGCGCCUACGCUCCGCCGAUGAGCAGCCCCGAUGCCGCCGCAAGAGACAAGUUCUACGAGGACCUGAACGCCCUCUUGGCGACUGUGUCGAAGGCGGACGAGUUGUUUGUCCUUGGUGACUUCAACGCCCGCGUCGGCACAGACCAUACUGCCUGGAGAGGAGUGCUGGGUCCCCACGGUCUCCGCGGCUCCAACGACAACGGCCUGCUUCUCCUCCGCACCUGCGCAGAACAUCGCCUCAUCCUGACGAACACGUUCUUCUGUCUCCCGGAGCGAGAGCAGGCCACCUGGAGGCAUCCUCGGUCGCGUCAGUGGCACCUGCUGGACUAUGUCCUCGUCCGGAGGCGAGAUCAGCGGGACGUGCUGGUGGCGAAGGUGAUCGCGGGUGCUGACGGGUGGACCGACCAUCGCCUCGUCAUCUUGAAGAUGCGUAUUCGCCUACAGCCUCGCAGGAGACCACAAGGUAAGCGACCCCCAGGUAAGCUGAAUGUUGCCUUGUUGUCUUUGCCCGCUCACCAUCUUCAUCUCAGCAAUGAGCUGGCUCAACGGCUAGACAACCUCCCCAUCGCCGCCGACGCCGCCGCUGCCGAGAACGCCUCCGUGGAGAACCGCUGGUGUCAACUGCGAGACACGGUCCAGGCGACGGCGCUCGCCGUCCUCGGUCGCGCUCCCCGCCAACACCAGGACUGGUUCGACGACAACGACGCCGCCAUCAGAAAUCUGCUUGCUGAGAAGAACCGCCUACACAAAGCCUACGUAGAUCACCCCACUGAGGACAACAAAGCUGCCUUCUAUCGCAGUCGCCGCCAGCUUCAGCAACGACUGCGCGAGAUGCAGGACGCCUGGACUGCUUGCAAAGCUGAGGAGAUCCAAGGCUACGCGGACCGCAACGAAUGGAAGAACUUCUUCUCUGCGAUCAAAGCUGUCUACGGUCCGCCGACGAAGGGCACUGCUCCUCUCCUCAGCGCCGACGGCAGCACUCUCCUGACUGAGAAGACGCAAAUCCUACAGCGAUGGGCCGAGCAUUUCCGAGGCGUCCUCAACCGCCCUUCCGCCAUCUCUGACACCGCCAUCGAGCGUUUGCCGCAAGUGGAGACCAACGCGGACCUCGACCUCCCGCCAUCUCUCCAGGAAACCAUCAGGGAGGUGCAGCAGCUCUCCAGCGGGAAAGCACCCGGAUCGGACGCGAUCCCUGCUGAGGUCUACAAGCACGGAGGUCCCCAACUAAUGGAUCACCUGACUGCGCUCUUCCAGGAGAUGUGGCGUCAAGGUGAAGUCCCGCAAGAUUUCAUGGGCGCAACCAUCGUGCAUCUCUACAAGCGAAAAGGGAACCGCCAAGUCUGUGACAAUCACCGUGGCAUCUCCUUGCUGAACAUCGUCGGGAAGAUCUUCGCUCGCAUCCUUCUCAACCGCCUCAAUAACCACCUGGAACAGGGCCUUCUGCCGGAAAGCCAAUGUAGUUUCCGUCGUCAUCGUGGGACAACGGAUAUGAUCUUCGCCGCCCGUCAACUACGGGAGAAGUGCCAGGAGAUGCGGACCCACCUGUACUCUACCUUCGUGGACCUGACGAAAGCCUUCGACACGGUGAAUCGUGAAGGACUGUGGAAGAUCAUGCAGAAAUUCGGCUGUCCGGAGCGAUUCACUCAGAUGGUGCGUCAGCUGCACGACGGUAUGAUGGCGCGAGUCACGGACAACGGAGCUGUCUCAGAGGCAUUCGCAGUGACCAACGGAGUGAAGCAGGGAUGCGUGCUGGCACCAACCCUCUUCAGUCGUAUGUUCACUGCCAUGCUGAUGGACGCCUACCGCGACGAACGCCCCGGGAUCCGCAUCGCCUACAGGACGGACGGUCAUCUCCUGAAUCCACGGCGCAUGAACUUCCAAUCGCGCGUAUCCACAACUACCGUGCACGAACUCCUCUUCGCCGACGACUGCGCCCUGAACACCACCUCCGAAGCGGAGAUGCAACGCAGCAUGGACCUAUUCUCCGCCGCCUGCGAGAACUUCGGUCUGGUCAUUAACACGCAGAAGACGGUGGUGAUUCACCAACCUCCGCCCAACUCAGCCAUAGCCCCCAACGCGCCGCCGCAAAUCAGCGUGAAUGGGACCCAACUGCAAGUGGUAGAUAACUUCCCGUACCUGGGAAGUACUCUCUCCCGCAACACCAAGAUCGACGACGAAGUCGCCAACAGGAUCUCGAAAGCCAGUCAAGCCUUCGGACGCCUCCAAAGCACAGUUUGGAAUCGCCACGGUCUCCAACUGAGCACAAAGCUGAAGAUGUGCAAGGCCGUCAUCCUGCCGACGUUACUGUACGGAGCAGAGACAUGGACGGUGUACACGAGGCAGCACGUCGACUGA
Messenger RNA from Spirometra erinaceieuropaei, 5844 nucleotides. NCBI's taxonomy places the organism in Eukaryota, Metazoa, Platyhelminthes, Cestoda, Diphyllobothriidea, Diphyllobothriidae. The record is from the annotation of a GenBank genome assembly.